Molecule: messenger RNA, 6446 nt
Organism: Pocillopora meandrina
Lineage: Eukaryota; Metazoa; Cnidaria; Anthozoa; Scleractinia; Pocilloporidae
Source: the annotation of a GenBank genome assembly
AUGAAAGUCAACAGUGAUACAGUCUUGGAGGGGAGAAAAAUAGUCCUAGUACCUUACAGAAAGGAACACGUUCCAAGGUAUGUUUGCAGAAUCAUGGAGUUGGAGAUGAAUUUCUAGAGGAAAUAUUUCUAUAUAACCGUAUACUGUCCUAAAUCAAAGCAUUAGUCUGAGAGGCAAUCUGCUGUUUGGGCAUUGUCUUCUCCUUUGUGAAAACUGUAUGCAUAACGAAGCAUCGGGUCAUACAGAAAUCUUUCUAUUUUAGGUUCUAGAUUAAACGUUCGAAAAUAAACCCAUUCAUCCUAAGUUGUUUUGGUUUGUAUCAAUUUGUUAACUUGAAAAUAGUCAGUGUAUCUGCGUGUCUUUCAGUCCGUCCAUAAGUUAAUCAAUCAGUAAGCCAGUCAGUUUGUCAGACUGUCAGUUUGUGAGUAUGCCCUCCACUGAAUGUGACAUGAAGCAAGGAGACUCUCUAUCGGGGCACAAUAAAUUUGUUUGGGAAUCCUCUAGAAUCUACAAAGUGCAAUUGUCAUCAAUUUUAUCAUUAAUUAUCUAGUUCUGUUGCACUGUUUUAUCUUCAAGAUAUCAUGACUGGAUGCAGUCACCAGAACUGUUGGAGCAAACAGCAUCUGAAAGACUGACACUGGAUCAGGAAUAUGAAAUGCAACAGAGUUGGUUCUUAGAUGAAAACAGUAUGUCAGUUGCUAUCAUUGAAACUAGAUUUUACAUUGUCCACUUAAGCUGGACCUAUGAGGUGGUUCUUUUAGUAAGGAAAUAAAAGUUUGCAAGACAAUUAACCUGGUAACCACUAAGUGUCAGUUGCAUGUAAUUUCUCCUUACAGUAUCAGUCUUGAAUCAUACAUAAUGGUCACAAGAAUAAUGGAAAAGAUCACAAAUUUAACCCUUUACUGCUUGAGGGAAAUGCCAAAUGUUUCUUAAAUGAGGACAAUAAACCAUUAGAUCAUGUAUGAUAUAUCAUUUUAAAGGUAUUUUUUGGAGUAUGCUAUAAUUGACACCAACAGGUAUGGAGGAGGUAACUGAAAAGACUGAGAAGUGUCCAAAGUGAAAUAUAAAAUAUCUUGAAAUUUUUUGUUUGCCUUGUACAUAUAGGGCAUACCACUAAAUUAUGGCCUAAUUGCAGCUCCCAGAGCAUUGAUUGUUGUGAGAUAUCACCUUGACCAAAAUGAUAUGAGGACAAAAAGUUACAGGGGGUGGUAAAUAAAGUGUUAUAUUGGAGGGGGCCAUGAUUUUUUGCUUUGAAUGUGCAAAUCUUUCAAUGACUUUUUGGUUGUGAAAAUUUCAGAAGAAAUGAUUAAACAUUGAGUAUGAAAUAGCAUCUUAUGCCAUAUGACCCUCUUGGGCUUUAACUCUUUACCCCCCAACAUCAGUAUGCACAUUCUUCAUACUGUUCCUCAUACAUUUCCAAAGAGGCUGACAAGGAGAAUUUGUGUAACAGUCAAGGGCUGCUUUAGUUGGUGAUCAUCUCCUCUAUUCUCAUAACUUUCAUGUUUGAUUCAGGGGUGACAUAGUCAGGAGAAAUUAGAUACUCGUCACUCUUAGGGGCUAAAGGGUUAACCUCCUAAUUGUCAAAUAAAUUUUCCCUGUUAUUACCACAGAAAAUGCAGAGAGAUCAGUGAGGAGAAUGUGAAUACAAAUGUUAGAGUGUAAAGGGUUAACCCUUUAACUCCUAAGAUAUGAUUGUUAAUUCUCUCCUCUAGCUGCUACACAUUUCCUUGUAAAUUGGUUAUGAGAAUUUGGUGUUUAAUCAAGAUAAUAUCUUGUAUGUGAUAAAUUUGAGUAUUCUCACUACCUGCUUGCUGGAUAAUGUAUUGGAUGCUAUAAGGAGAUGUUGUAUGUUAAUCACUUCUGGGAGUUAAAGGGUUAAGGUUCAAUCAAUCUAGGCUUGUUAGCACAUAGGCAGCCCAAGCUCAUGUCUUGAGAAAAAGCCAACAAUUAAUUCAUGAAGGCAUCACGCAUUGUGUGACUUGGUGUUAAAUUACAAGAGGAACCAUUGAAAAUUUGAACAUGUUUUAAGGAAUAGUGUGGGGAAUGAAAUAUGGUUGAUUUAUAACAAUAAAUAUUUCAAAAUAUGAACAUUUUACACAUAAAAUUAACAAAACUUAUUCAUACCUUGUGUAUCCGUUGUAGUUUCUGGCAAUUUCUGCCGUUUUAAGCUUGCUUUACCAUCACUGUUAUGACAUGGAAUUAUCUACCAUCACUGUUAUGACAUGAAAUUACCAUCACUGGUAUUCCUGUCAAAAGACUUCAUCUUUUGUUGUGAAUAACAGUGAUGGUAAAGCAAGCUUAAAACAGUAGAAAUCAUCAGAAACUACAACGGACACACAGGAUGUGAGUAAGUUUUAUUGAUUUUACAUGUAAAAUAUUCAUAUUUUGAAAUAUUUAUCAUUUUCAAUCGACCAUAUCUUGUUCUCCUUACUAUUCCUUAUAACGUGUUCAAAUUUUCAAUGGUUCCUGUUUUAACUUAACAUUGAGUCACACAAUGCAUGACACUUUCAUGAAUUAAGCAUUGGCUUUUUCUUGAGACACGAGCUUGGGCCACCUGUGGUUAGUGUACAAUGAAAUUGUACAACCAUUUGAUGCAGAUACUGGAUUCAAAUUUUGAUAAUUGGGUACUUAUUCAUUUAUAUAUAUAUAUAUAUAUAUAUUUUUAACAAUUCAGAGUGUACAUUUAUCAUCUUGGACAGAAACAAAUGGGUCCAUCCAGAAGUUACAGAAAUAGGUUUGUAAACUGUUCAUAAUUAUUACAUAAUUUAGUUCCCCAAAAAUAAGGAAAACUCUUCCUGUGAUAACAUUCAAAGAAAACCAUGUCAAACUGAUUCAGCCAGGCUGCACAGGAAAAUGUGUGGUCUUUUGUCAUGAAGUAUGGAGUCCAUGAAGCUCAAAGAUACAACCUUCUUGUUUUGACUUGUUUGAUAAGCUAAAGCAAUUAGGGAGUCCUACAGAUGAGUGAAAAAUGUAAAUAAGCUAGUUCUAAAUACAGCAAGGGAAGUCUAAAGAAUGUCCUUAGAGCUAGUUACAAAUGUAACAAGUGUACUUACAUGAAAGAUAAGCAAUUAAUAAGUCACAAAGUUGGAAGAACUUAUGAAUAAUUCAAAACAACAUGGCUGGAAAUGGCAGGCAUCUUUCUGAGCCGGUCAGUGGUAUUAGGGCUUAAUGGGCUGCUGUACAAUAGUACAGCAGCUGUAGUACAGAAUAAUACAGAAUACUGCUGUACUAAAGUACAGCCGUAUUCUCUUCACCACUCACAGUCUCGAGCCAUAUAUUUUCCUGUCUGUUUCUUUGUCUCAAUCAAUAUGUGCAUAUCAUUAUAUCCCGAUAAUAUUUAAUCAACAAAUUUAUAUGGUGAGCUUUAGCCUUCAGUAAAUUAUGUUUUUUUUUUGUCGUGAUGAAAAGGGUACUCAUGUAAAAUAAGGUUUGGCUAUAAGUAUCUAAAGCACAUUUUGUUGGCAAUACAUGUUUGAUUGUGUACUAAAGCAUAAAUGGAUGUUUUUGUUUAAAGAAUGUAUGGCUGGUGAUGUCAAUUUGUUCUUCAAUGACAGCCAGCAAGAAGUUUCAGAGAUAGAAAUUAUGAUAGCAGGUAUAAUUUACUGUGGUUUUUUUGACUUACGAUCUCCUCCAGGCCUCUAAUCAACAAAAUAACUCCCUGACUCAGAAUUACUCGAAGGAUCAGAGAUUUAGUUUCCUUAGCUUUGUUUGCAUUUCCUUUUAGUAUAGCAAGAGCAUCCCUUUUCUCUUAUUCAUUACAUAACUCUGAGAAGAAAAGGGUGAAAAUUACAGCCAUGCAAGACGACUCAACCUUAUUUAUUGCUUUGCGGGAGAUUUGAACAUAAGUACAUAUCUUCACUCACUUUGAAACAAGUGGCUACCUCAAAUUCAGUGCUUAUACAAUCUGAAGCAAUUUCUUUCGCUGAACAUGUUUCACCAGUAAUCCACUUCCAUGUGCUUUACAGAACCAUCUUGUAGAAGAUGUGGACUUGGAAGAGAAGCCCUAUUAGCCAUGAUGAACUAUGGUAACUGUCCAACUCAUUUUGUGGAACACCCAGAUUCAUGAUUACCUUCAGUAAGGUUUCCAGCAAGUUUUUUCCACUUCAAGCUUGUAUUUAUCCAUGUAACCAGCCUGGAAAACUCCAAACAAGGUGUGACAUGAUAGAAAACACCCCUAAAAAGGCACUGCAGAACUCCCUAUCCGCAUCUAUCUAUCUGUGGUCAUGGUUUCUGAUCAUUGGGCUUCCUUAUCUCCCACAAGGACCAGCUGUUAGUAUACUUAUUUUGAGUUUGUUUCAUCAUUAUCAGGAUAUUGAUUAUAUCUCUCCUACAUGAAUUUUAGGUGUUACCUGCCUAGGAGUAAAAAAAUACGUUGCGAAGAUUGGUUGCGGUAACGAACCAAGUUCAGCACUUUUCCGCAAAUUGGGAUUUGUUGAGGUUAGCUUAAAAGCGUUUCUGUCCUAUUCAUGACAAUGAAAUCAGGUUUUUCUUAUAAGUUUAUGUCUAUAAAAUCCUUGUGCUGCGCUCCUAAGUGAAAUGAUCAGAAAAAAACGACAACAAUAACAACUGCAAUGACUUACUAAGCUAUAGAUACAUUAAAGGGAAUAAAUUUCUAGAGAAACUGUGGUGCUGCAUCGGUGGGAGAGUAUAACAGGGUAAUUUAGUGUUAUCAACUAAGCUGAAAACGUAAACUGGCCACAGCGAUUGGCUCUGACGAAGGGCUAACGCUCGAAACGUCAGCCUUUAAACUCUUUACGGUGGCCAAUUUACGUUUUCAACUCAGUUGAUAGCACCAAAUUACCCUUAAUAGAUACAUUAAACAAACAACUAGAAUGAGCGUAUCUCUGCAAGGUGGUUCACGUCAACUGAAAAGCUAUUUAAGCUUAUGAAAAUGUAUAAAAUUUGAGAAAUAGGAAAUAGCAAAAUCAAGCGGAAAAAUAAAUAAGAGGACUUGCCGAAUGAAAAAGAGAGUCAGAGGAAACUACUAAAUUGAGUGAUUUGUUCAGAUCCAUCAUUACGCAUAGUAGCUGGCUGUACUUGUGUAGGACACUGUACAUGCACCAUUUUAAAGUUACCGUGUCUAGACAUAGAAGAUUUCACUUAAAAUUUUUUUUUUCUUAUUUGAUGAUAGAUUUCCGUCAGCGAAGUAUUCAAAGAGGUUACACUGGAGAUGCAAGUAACUCAGAGUGUGAAACAACAGCUUACUCAGGCAACCAGUUACAUUCGUCAUCACAAGUAUCCCUACAGACCUACUCAGAACUCGGAUAAAAACUUGUAAUCAGUCAUGGAAGCUAUGAGAGAAUUCAUCAAACAUGUUUUGUCUUCUCGAUCUCUGCACUUGCAGAGUCACAGAACUUCCGAGAUGUCGGAUACAAGGACACGAUCUUUUCACACUCCGUUUUUAUCAUGUGACAGGCCGAAUGUCCGGAACAUAGAUUUCAGCAUGAAAUCGAAUGUUAUUACAGUUGCCAUUUAAGCGCGCAAGGAUACCUAAAGGUUACAACAACCCUGUUCUUAGUGGACUUUGAAAAAGAGGAACAUUGCCUUGUUGUCCAGUUUCUGAAAUAUUCUGUUCAUAAAUGUAUGGGGACGACACGAGAAGAAGUCAUUCACUUGAUGAGAGCAGAGUUUCUCCUCGGUAUGUUAAUAAGGAAAUCAAAGUCGAUCUGAGUUACUUUGCCUUCCAUUGCAUCACCAACACUCGCAUUCGUAGUUAGUGAGCUCGAAGGCCCGUGUCUUCAUCACUGAUACACAUUUGCAAUCCAGUUUAAUCCUCUUCGUCCUGAGCUAUCUUUGUUUUUAUUCGGUUUGUAGUCAUCUUUUUAUUUUUUGUACUUUUGUACCCGCAGAGAAAAGACUAAAAACACUAUGACGUAACCCUUUAUCAUCUCUCGAUAUAGCCCCCCCCCUCCUCCCCCCUCCGUAUUCCUACAUUCGUAAUAGAUAUUUUGGUAAAGGAGAAAUCAUUGCAGUUAGCAAUGGUUAGAUACACUAUUGAAGCAAUUGUGAAAUUGAAAUUAGAAUCACAGAAGAGGAAAAAUACCCUUGCAAAGGGUUCGAACCAUGAUUGUCACUCGUUUUCCAAUGAAUAUAUCCGGGAGGAAUCCCUACUUUUUUUGUUUACUUCCGUGUUGAAGAACUCCACGGGACUCCCGAAAGUAUCGUAAGGGGACAACCUUGAAAAAAUAAAAACAAUCACGCUGCAAGCAAAAGUAUACUUAUUACUGACGUUCCUUUCUACUGAUGAAAGGCUAAUGUGCCAAUUUUCGAAAUGAUAGUUCUCAGUCGUAUAAUAAAUCGAAAUUUUCGUUUUCAGUAAAAUGGGAAAAUGAUGAAUAAUAAGCUAUUUAUAUCCGUUUUAAUCGAAGAAACCAAAUAGAAAUGGCUUUUUUCAUAGCUCUCAAGGUUCACUGAGUAAAGUUUAAUUAAUAUUUCAAAGUACAUGG